AACGCCUGUUUAUUAACUGAAUUUUGCGAUUUUCAAAGUUACACCAUCGAGCGUGUUUAGAUUUUAUAACUUAAGAUCGGCGAUUUAUUAUGCUGGAGCCGAUACUUGAAAGCCUAAAUACAAAGACAGUCAUACUGGCUAGCAGCUCUCCGAGAAGAAGUGAAAUCUUACGUCGUAUCGGACUGAAAUUCCAGACUAUCCCAUCUGUAUUUGAGGAAAACCUUGACAAGUCGAGCUUUGAACACCCUAAAGAUUAUGUGCUUGAGAAUGCAAAGCAGAAAGCUCUUGAGGUCGCCCAGAGAAUGAGAGAUGACAAGCAGAAUAACAUUCCUGAUUUAGUGAUUGGAUCAGAUACGAUAGUGGUGCUGGAAAAUGAAAUAUUGGAAAAACCCAAAUCCAAGGAAAAUGCUUUUAAAAUGCUAAAAAGCCUCAGUGGACGUGAACAUGAGGUGUACAGUGGUGUCACACUUGUGAGCCACUCACAUUCAGCUGUAGGGCUGGACAAGCCUUCGUUAACCCAGUUCUAUGAAAGGACCUUUGUCACCUUUGGCGAAUUGACAGAUGACGUCAUAAAUGGUUACAUCAAAACUGAGGAACCCAUGGACAAGGCAGGAGCGUACGGUAUUCAAGGAAUAGGUGGCUCAUUGGUCAGUGGUAUUCGCGGUGACUAUUUCAACGUAAUGGGGUUUCCAUUACACCACUUUUGCCUGCAGAUCAAGAAACUCUAUGAAUAGCAAUAGUCAAGGGGGUCACAUGACUUCAGCUCACGUGACUUCGUUUUUAUCUUCCUUUAAAAGUGUGGGAUAUUAUCCUGAUAUCAUGUCACGUCUAGGAAGUAACGUACUCGUUGGACUGGCUGUAAAUAAGCCAACGUAAUGAUUAUUGACGUCGAUGUGAUGUCACAAAAAGUCACGUGAUACGCAAGUGCCAAUACUCUCUCCUACUGCCAGGUUGUGAUUGAGGCGUGCCGCUUUUUGUGAAGGCUGUUAUGGUGUCCUUGGCAAAUCGAUACAAAGAGACAAAAGAGACAAAAUAGUUACUCUGCAGAGGAAGGUAAAUGGAGACCAAAUUCACUUACGUACUUACUGCUAAGUAAGUUAUCUUUGAAAUCGUUAGAUUAUUUUAACGGCUCUUCGGACAUGUCUAAUCCAAGAUAACGGCCGAUGAUGAAAACAUUCCAAUACAAUUUCACUCACCGCUUGCAAGCAGGAUCAGUAUUUCAUAAAAAUACCCUGUUUUUUUAUAGAUCUUUUUACCUCAUAUCAGUAAAAUUUAACCAUAUUUAGUUUGCUA
This is a messenger RNA of Nematostella vectensis (starlet sea anemone), 1293 nucleotides long. Its product is annotated as probable bifunctional dTTP/UTP pyrophosphatase/methyltransferase protein. Bases 90 to 734 code for a protein of 214 amino acids. The transcript has 7 exons. The record is from RefSeq and is a predicted model, not a curated record. Gene Ontology annotation, molecular function: nucleoside triphosphate diphosphatase activity. Lineage: Eukaryota; Metazoa; Cnidaria; Anthozoa; Actiniaria; Edwardsiidae.